This is a messenger RNA of Echinostoma caproni, 585 nucleotides long. The record is from the annotation of a GenBank genome assembly. Lineage: Eukaryota; Metazoa; Platyhelminthes; Trematoda; Plagiorchiida; Echinostomatidae.
AUGUCGGGAAGUGGUAUAAGUCUCCGCGCGUUUCGUGACUUGCCCUCUCUUUUGGGCUGCCUAUCCUGUCGACCGGUUGCUUUUGGUGUUUUUCGCUUUGUACGUGUGGCAUUUCGUACGAAACGGGUGGACUUUGAACUCAAUCUGGACACAAUGAAGCCGUACUGCAUUGUAGUUAAUGAACUGGCCGAAGUGAAUGAACAUCUGCACUCGGCCCUUCUGGCGUUUGUCACCGAGCUACUUGCAUCCUCAGUCGAAGGCAUGGAGGACUUGAGUCAGCUGGAGUACAAACGUAUGCUAGUCGGACUGCUCGUACAUUUACUUUCCUGUGGUCAUGUGUUGCCUGUAAUCCGAACAAUGCAUCGAUUAUUCACACGGAAUCGUGUCGAUGUAUCGAUCGCCAGACAUUUUGUCACCGAGGUGUUGAAAAUUGCGGCUCCACCGUAUGAAAUGGAAUUCAUGACAGCCCUUCAUCCUCUUGUGGCUCAUCCGGAUAUUAGUGACGGUCUACGUGCGGGCAAAGAUACUGAAUUUGUGAAUGAAUUUCUGGAUUACUACGAGAAAGAAGCAAACGAGGCACAUUGA